CUGUAAAUGGGACAAAUGAAGUUCAUUUUCCACAGCUGGUGAUGGCGGAUGUUGUUGAAAAAGACACCAUGAAGAAUUACCACAUAGCGUCUGAGAGAAUUAACCCAGAGACCAGUCGCUUUCCUUACUGUGUUGUGUGGACACCCAUCCCCGUGCUGUCAUGGCUGUUUCCAUUCAUUGGCCACAUGGGAAUCUGUACUUCCACUGGUGUCAUCCGGGACUUUGCUGGACCUUACUUUGUCUCAGAAGACAACAUGGCUUUUGGAAGACCAACAAAGUACUGGAUGCUUGACGUAAGCAAAGUCUAUGCUAGUGGCUCCAAUGCCUGGGACACAGCAGUCCACGAUGCUUCGGAGGAGUAUAAGCACAGGAUGCACAACCUCUGCUGUGACAACUGUCACUCACAUGUCGCCAUGGCUCUGAAUCUGAUGCGAUAUGAAAACAGCACGUCAUGGAACAUGGUCAAGCUCUGCCUCCUCGCUCUGAUCCAUGGAAAACAUGUCAGCUGUGCAGGCUUCCUGAAGACCUGGCUGCCUUUCCUGAUGCUGAUGGGCAUCAUCCUUACAGUGGCGCUGACCCUCAACCUGCGGUGACCUGGGAGGCAGGUGAAGGACACAGUGGAACCUCCGCAGGUCGAAUGUGGGGUUGACCUUUUAGACAACAAAGGGGGCAUCACACGGUGUCGAGCGUCAGUAACCGAGGAGAUAAGGACUACUUUCCUCCGAGAGAAGGUUGUUGAACAGGAAUGUCCAACACAUGUACACCAACACAUGUUUGGUUUGCGGGAAGCAAGCAGCCUGUUGAUGGCAUUACUCCGGUGGUGAAGCUGGAAUGGCCUAGUGAUGGAAAUUGAUUCAUAUUCAGUCAUUUAUUUGGAAGAAGUGACUGAACACCACACCUCCACUCAAACACACUUAAUGGAUUCUGAUUAUUGAAAGCCUAAAAGCAGGUUUUAGCCAUCGCCACCUGCAAAGUCUAGACGUUGUGUAGUUGCAUUGAUAGUUGAAUAGAAGAACAUACAUUGUUGAAUUAUCGGAGGGAACACAUCAUGCCUUGCUUUCUGAUUUUGAUGGGAGUGUAAUCCCAUGAUUCAGUGCUUCCAGAAUGCCAUUUUUCUACUGGGGAGCACAAACAUGUUAAAUCAAUUAGAUGCCUUUCUAGGGAAUUUAUUGCAUUUCAUGCUUGAUCUAAUGUAGCUCUUCUAAACAUGCCAGAGCAGUUUGUAUUUUUGUGCAUUUUCUUACUUAACUCCAUAGGAUAUCGGAACGUCUGCAUCUUCUACAAAGAAAUAUUUUCUCAGAGAUAUGUUGUACAUGCAUUACACGGGUCACCUCAUACUUUAAUAGGUUUACGAUAAAUGUUUUCAUACCUCUAACUACAGAUCAUCAAUGCGACGAUUGUAGCAAGCUCAAUGAAUGUGGCUGUGGAAAAAAAAACCAUACAGAAAGCAACAGAAUAGUUAAACUCCUUUUGGUUUUCUAUACUUGUGCCAAAUGUAGGAGAAUGGAAGACCAACACAAACUGUGCCCAUGAAUUUCUCACUUGUUGAAUGGAAAGCCUGUUGAUGUCAGAGUUUUAAAACCUGUUUGGAUCUUUUUGUUAAACCUGAGAGGUGUUUUUGUUUUUCAUUCCAGUAUAAGAAGCAAAAGUCAGUGCCUAAAAAAAGACCUCUCUCACAGAUCCCUUCUCAUUUUUGUAGUUAUUUUUGACACGUUUAAAAAAAAAAAAAAAAAAGUUAAUUCCACAUGAUGGUUGGCACUUGAAAUCCGUUGCCAUGGCUGUCGUGAGUAGAUUCAAAUCCCCUUAUUGUUUGCAAUCAAACAGAAAAAAGUGUUGAGCCCUCUCUUUGUCCGCGGUGCUGCCAGAAGCAGCAGGUAGCCAGGAUCCUCAGGUUUUUCACACUCACCGACCCCUGCUGAAUAUCCCCAGUUCCCCCCUGCGCCCGACCAGCGUCACUCCUGCUGUUUUCCACCUCUGCAGAUCAGAGUCGAAGGUCAUUGUGAAAUGUCAGCGCCGUUUCACAAAGCUUUGAGAUAUCCACCGGCCAACAUCCUGCAAUAAUCCAAAGUAGAUGUCAUUCAAGUGUGAUCUUCUAUAAAUUAAAUUCAGUUUUAUGUUCUGUAUUUAGGGUUUAGUGUUAGGGCUAACACAGUGCCAGUUUUUAGACUUUGCUCUCAUUGGGCUUCUGUUGAAAGCAGAUAUUCUGUGGCCUCUUGUGUGUAUUUCACCCAUGUUGCCUGUAAAUAUUUGAUCACACAUUAUACUGUACACCAGGUGCUCUUUAUAUACUUUGCAUACUUGAUCGCUCACUCUACAGAUUGCUCCUUUAAAUAAUUUACAAUGUGUUUUUUUUCCCUCUUUACUCCACUUCUGCAUAUCAUCUCUGCUCUGCGGCGAAGCAGAACCGUGCCUGAAUGAGUGUGUGAUCGCGUGUGUGUGUGCGUUAGUCACGCACACAGCGAUCAGAGAGCGCAUGUGAUUGCAUGCCAGCAUGUGUGUGUGUUGCAUGCAUGCAAGAGUGUUUGAGAGAGAAGUUUGUGUUUGACACAUACUGUGGCUUCUUGAUUAAUAAUCAGCUGCAUUUCACUGCAGCCAACUGCCUCGUGAUUGAUUUCGAUAUUUCUAAAUCCAUAUCUUUCUCUUAAUCUCGUUCAAGUUUUAUGCCAUUGCCGGCAAACAUUAGCAAGAAUAAAUAAUAAAUUAGACUAUAACAGGCCUGCUUAAGUUAAUGUUGAUUAGAUGCAAUAGCCUGUGCUGUUCGUGUGUAGCUGCAGAUUCUGUAGAUUAGAGCUGCACAGUCAUUUUCUCAAAGCAUUAAAAGGACGAAAGAGGCAGAAUCUCUAUAUAAAAACAAUUUUGGGGAAUAUUUUAAACCUUUAAACUGUGACGCUUAAUGACUGUUUUAUAAAGCCAUGUCACUAGUGUGAAGAGGUAGCCACCUUUUACUGUAAAUACAACUUUACAUUAUGUAUUUUAAAUUAUAGAAGCAUUAGGACUUUGCAAGUAAGCAGACUGGUUGACCAUGCAGACAUUUACUAAAAGUAGCAUGUGUUUAAAAAAAAAAAGGAAAUCUGAAAAUGUUCUCAUUAUGCCUAAACUGCAGUGACAUUAUACGUCUCUAUUCAAACUU
Molecule: messenger RNA, 3130 nt
Organism: Centropristis striata (black sea bass)
Lineage: Eukaryota; Metazoa; Chordata; Actinopteri; Perciformes; Serranidae
Gene: tmem222b
Product: transmembrane protein 222b
Exons: 6
Coding region: 42-593 (183 amino acids)
Source: RefSeq, a predicted model, not a curated record